Molecule: messenger RNA, 12969 nt
Organism: Penicillium arizonense
Lineage: Eukaryota; Fungi; Ascomycota; Eurotiomycetes; Eurotiales; Aspergillaceae
Exons: 4
Coding region: 1-12969 (4322 amino acids)
Biological process (GO): microtubule-based movement
Cellular component (GO): dynein complex
Molecular function (GO): ATP binding; minus-end-directed microtubule motor activity; dynein light intermediate chain binding
Source: RefSeq, a predicted model, not a curated record
AUGGAGGUCGCCACACCAGGCGUGCCAAAUGGCGUCUCAACGCCAGAGACGGCGGCUAUGGUGGAUUCCGGCGCAGUCAUUCAGUACCUGACGGAGGUGCUCCAGGUAACACUGGGAGCUCAGAAGUCCGAGUUGGAAAGCGCUGGGAGCUUGCUCUCGGAAUCGAGGUACAACGAGACGGUACAACGCUGCACGCGAUUUGCUUCGGAGUCGCAAGUCGCGCUCUAUGUACAAAAGGACAUUGUUGCGGCGGAGGAAUCUAAUGGCGAGACGGAGAACCAGGCAGCAGUGCAAUAUCUCUACAGCCUUUCCUCCGAGAUCUCAUCCGCUUCCACUACCGUGGCCUCGGUGGCUAUAAUCAAACGGCCCGCUCCUAUCGACCCGACUCUUCCGAUGGCGUCGCAAGUCCAGGUCAUGAACCUGCCCGGUCUCGCCUCGCUGAACAAUUCCCCUACUCAGCAGGGAAACUCUAUGUCGCCCUACCAAAUCCUACACCUGUUGUUACACCAUGGUCUCAGUCCCUACUUUGAAGCCUACACCCGCAGUCAGGAGAUGACCGCCGGAACUAAAUCUAAGACGGACACCGAGGCGAAAACCGGAAUCCCAGGAACAAAGAAGAAGUUUGCGGACUUGGAGCUUGGUUUGAUGCACUUGCAACAGAAUGUGGAGAUCCCAGCUUUAAGCCUCCCGCUUCACGAAGUUGUACAGGGUGCUCUUAAAGAGGCAGAAACACGUGGAAUCAAGCCAUCUGUGGAGUUGAUUCCAUCAACGGUGCUGGAGAGCAGUGCUUUCACCAACAGCAUCCAAAAUGUGGUAAAUGGCUGGAUUCGGUCGAUCCAGACUAUCACGAAGAUGUCCCGCGACCCGAACAGCGAGUCGGCAUCUCCGGAGGUUAACUUUUGGCUGUCAAUGGAGACCGCUUUGGAAGGCAUCGAUACUCAGCUGCAAAGCGACGGUGUGCGAUUGACCAUGGACAUUCUCCGUCACGCAAAGCGGUACCAACCAACACUCAGUUUCGUGGCGGACACUGGGCUGAAAGAUGCCACCGAAUUGGUCCAGAAGUACAAUCAAUUGAUGCGAGACUUCCCCCUCGACGAGCUUCUUUCUGCAACCUCGCUGCAAAAAGUUCAAGAGUCUCUGAACUUGAUUUUCACUCACCUGAACAAGAAAUUGAAAAUUUGCCCUUACCCGAUUAAGCGGGCCCUCUCGCUCGUCGAGGCCAUUUCGGGAGAUCUCGACAAGAAAAUCCAUGAGCUUAUCAAAGGAAACACUAUCUUGCAGUUGGACUACCGCGAGUUCCGGUCGUUGAUGAAGGUGACGCAAGCGAUUUGGCGUACCUGGGAUGAGAACCUCAAGGAAUUUACCAACGUUGCCCGUGAGUCAACAAGACGCCGCAACGAAAAGUUCAUUCCAAUCAAGAUCAACGCCAGACACGACAAGACCCGUGAGCGACUUAAGUAUGUUGACACUUUCCGAGUCAACCAUGAACAGCUCCAGAAAACCAUCAUCAACGUUCUCGGACCAAAGAGCUCUUCUUCAGCUGAUGCUGGGACUGUUGAAGGCGACGGGGCUGUCAUCGUGGAGGAGAUUGGUGAUGUCGAUGCCGUAGAGGAAGUUGCGCAUGCCUACGCUGCUCUACAAAGUGUGGAUGUACUGGAUGUUUCCCCCGAGGGAUCUCUAGAAUGGGAGCGCCAGGAAAUCGCGUACAGUGAGCGUACCUCUCGUGUGGAAAACUCCAUCAUUGCCCGCCUGCGUGAUCGUCUGGCUACAGCAAAAAACGCCAAUGAGAUGUUCCGUGUUUUCUCCAAGUUCAAUGCACUGCUCGUCCGCCCCAAGAUUCGUGGUGCCAUUGGCGAGUAUCAAACGCAGUUGAUUGACAAUGUUAAGCGAGACAUCAGCGCUCUCCACGAGCGUUUCAAGCAACAGUAUGGUCAUUCGGAAGCUCAUGCGAUGGCCCAACUGCGUGACCUUCCGCCUGUGUCGGGUGCCAUCAUCUGGACCCGUCAGAUCGAACGACAGCUUGAUGGGUAUAUGCGCAAAGUGGAAAAUGUCCUUGGUGAAGACUGGCACCUGCACACCGAGGGACAAAAGCUGCAGGCUGAGAGCAACCUCUUCCGCAAGAAGCUCGACACACGCCCGGUAUUCGAGUCAUGGCUGUGGGAUGUUCAGCGACGCCAUAUCACGAUCUCUGGACGACUCUUCAGUGUUGUUCGCAACCGGGCGGCAGGAAAUACGCUGGAACUCACGGUCAACUUCGACGCUCAGAUCAUCGCACUCUUCAAGGAGGUCCGCAACCUAAUUUGGCUUAACUUCCAGGUUCCUCAUGCUGUCAGCAACAUCUCCAAGGAGGCGAAGCGUGUCUACCCUUACGCCAUUAGCUUGAUGGAGAGUGUCCGGACUUUGCUACAGACAAACCGAACAAUUGCCUCCAUGUCAGAUGUCGCCAUCCUGCUUAAUGGCUACUUGAACGAUUCGCAGGCAAUGGUUGCCAAGGGUAUUCCUCUUCGGUGGGAGUCCUUUGUUCACUCAUACGAACUCCACGUCAAGCAAUCAGCAUUGGCAAACGGUGCUAUCGAUACUUCCAUGCCUAGUCGUACCGAGAGUAAGCACGUUCAAUUUGUCCGCGAGUUUGCUGGCUCGGCAUCUGUGCUUCAGUCCAAGACUGCCGUGCUUUCGUCUAUCAACGAGAACAUCCAGAAAUCCAUCCACGAACUCAAGACGUGCGCGUACGAUGCCGCGGCCUUCAAGCAGCGCCUGGACACCAUCCAGGUUGCUGUUGAUAAGCUCAACCUCGAGAACUAUGUCAACCUCGGGUACUGGGUUGCUGAACUUAACGGAAAGAUCGAAAACAUUCUCCGGGAGCGUCUUCAUCGCGCUGUGCUUGCGGCGACGGCGGAUGCCGAAACCAUGGCGUACAACAUUCAGUUCCCGAAUCUUUUCCAUGAGAUUUCCAUGAAGAACCAAGUCCUCCACCUGGACCCACCACUGCAAUUUGCACGGGCAAGCUGGUUCUCCCACUUUGAUACAUGGCUCGGUGUGAUUUGCAACCUGGAGAAGAUCAAGCCUUCGCGUUACCAGAUCUCCAUUGGAGUGCAAAAGAAUGUGCGCCUGUCCGAAGUCUGCUUCGCCAACCUCCCCCAACACUGUACCGAUGAGCUCAAUCAAGUUUACGGCGUUGUGGAGAGCAGACUAAAGGAAGUAUCAGAGUAUGUCGACAAGUGGCUGCAGUUCCAGUCACUUUGGGAUCUGCGGUCUGAGCAGGUCUACGACAUCUUGGGUGAUGAUCUCUCUCAAUGGCUCCAAUUGCUCCAGGAGAUCAGAAAGAGCCGUGCUACCUUUGAUACCUCCGAAGUUGGCCGCUCAUUCGGCAACAUCAGAAUUGAUUACGAACAAGUCCAGACCAAGGUGAAUGCUAAGUACGACCAGUGGCAGCAUGAGAUCCUUCUCAAGUUCGGUGCCAAACUCGGCGGUCGUAUGCGAGAGGUUCACUCCGAGAUCGCUGCUGCACGUCGUGAUCUGGAAGGCCAGACCCUGGAAGCCUCUUCGACGGCGCAUGCUGUUUCCUUCAUCACCAUUGUUCAGCAGUGCAAGCGCAAGACUCGCGUCUGGGAGCCUGAGGUCGAUUUAUUCCGCCAAGGUCAAACUACACUAUCCCGUCAGCGUUACCAAUUCCCCAGUGACUGGCUCCACGUUGAGAACGUCGAUGGUGAGUGGGCGGCUCUCAAUGAGUUGCUUACUCGCAAGAGCAAGAUCGUCCAUGAUCAAACAGAAGGCCUGCGUGCAAAAAUCACCGCCGAAGACCGAGUUAUCAGCGACAAGAUCGCCGAGGUCAUUUCCCAGUGGAAUGACGAGAAGCCUGUUUCUGGAACUAUUCCACCAGAAGAAGCAUCCAAGACUCUGAAGACUUUCCAGUCUCGCCUUGAAUCCCUCCAGUCGGAGUUUGAGAUGGUUUCUAAGGCCAAAGAAGCUCUGGACUUGCCUGCUAGCGCCGAGUCAUCUUUACCUCCAAUUCUCGAAGAGGUCCAGGACUUUACCUCUGUCUGGGGUGCACUGUCGACUAUUUGGCAGAAUCUUAACGAUCUUCGUGACGGACUAUGGACUAGUGUGCAGCCCAGGAAGCUCCGCCAAGCUCUUGACAAUUUGAUCAAGUUGACCAAGGAGAUGCCGAGUCGGAUGAGACAGUAUGCCGCUUUUGAGCAUAUCCAGAAUAUUCUUCGUCAGCUGCUGAAGGUUAACACCCUUCUCUCUGACAUGAAAUCCGAGGCUGUCAAGGAACGACACUGGCAGAAGAUCUACAAGACCCUCAAGCCUGGCAAGCGAUUUUCUCUUGUCUCGUUGACUCUUGGUGAUGUUUGGGACUUGCAGCUCACCACAAGUGAGACUGUGAUUCGUAAUAUCAUCGCACAGGCCCAAGGUGAGAUGGCAUUGGAAGAGUUCCUCAAGUCCGUUCGCGAGACUUGGCAAAAUUAUUCCCUUGACCUGGUCAACUAUCAGAAUAAGUGCCGUCUCAUUCGAGGCUUCGACGAUUUGUUCGCCAAAUGCAGUGAGAACCUCAACUCCCUCCAGGCCAUGCGUCACUCCCCGUACUACAAGGAAUUCGAGGAAGAGGCUACUUCUUGGGAAGAUAAGUUGAACCGGGUCCAUGUUCUAUUUGACGUCUGGAUUGAUGUCCAGCGCCAAUGGGUCUACCUCGAAGGUGUCUUCACUGGCAACGCCGAUAUCAAGCAUCUCCUCCCUCUGGAAUCAAGCCGUUUCCAAAACAUCAACUCCGAAUUCUUCGCUGUGAUGAAGAAGGUGUACAAGUCCUCCUUUGUUUUGGAUGUGCUCGCUAUCACUGGUGUACAGAAGUCCUUGGAGAGAUUGGCUGAACUGCUCAACAAGAUUCAAAAGGCUCUCGGUGAAUAUCUGGAGCGCGAGCGUGUCUCCUUCCCUCGUUUCUACUUUGUUGGAGAUGAGGAUCUGUUGGAGAUUAUCGGUAACAGCAACGACAUCUUCCGCGUCGCUAAGCAUUUCAAGAAGAUGUUUGCUGGAUUGUCAGGCCUUGUCAUGGAUGACGAUAACAACAUCGUUGGAUUCACCUCCAAGGAGGGCGAGGAGGUUCGCCUCAAGAAGGAAGUCAACCUCGUCAAGACCCCCAGAAUCAAUGACUGGCUUUCUGCGCUAGAGAACAACAUGAAAUUAACUCUGGCAGAGCUUCUUGCUGAGGCUGUCGAGCAGUUCGAUACUCUUUACAAUGCUACUGAGGUUGACCGAACGGCCUUCAGCGAUUUCCUGGCUAACUACCCUGCCCAAAUUGUGGUCCUUGCUAGCCAAGUUGUUUGGACCAACUCAGUGCAAAAAGCAUUGGAAGAAGGCGGUACUAACCUCCCGGCGCUGUACGAUGCCGAAGUUCGAAUCCUGGAGCUUCUGGCUGCCACCGUGCUUGGUGAACUCGAUACGAUUACCCGCAAGAAGUGUGAGCAUAUGAUCACAGAAUUCGUUCACCAGCGUGACUGCAUUUCGAAACUCGUCAGUCUCAAUGCCUCGACACCCACACACUACCUAUGGCUCCUUCAGAUGCGUUACGUUUACCAAGCCGAGGGUGACUUCCUGCAGCGCUUGUAUGUACACAUGGCCAACGCAAAGCUCAACUAUGGAUUCGAGUACUUGGGUGUGCCGGAGCGUCUUGUGCGAACUCCGCUCACAGAUCGUUGUUUCCUCACCCUUACCCAAGCCCUGUGCCAGCGACUGGGUGGUUCUCCCUAUGGGCCUGCUGGUACUGGUAAGACCGAGUCCGUCAAAGCGCUUGGUCUGCAACUUGGCCGUUUCACUCUUGUUUUCUGUUGUGACGACACAUUCGACUUCCAGGCCAUGGGUCGUAUCUUCCUCGGUAUCUGUCAAGUUGGUGCAUGGGGUUGCUUUGACGAGUUCAACCGUCUGGAGGAACGUAUCCUCUCGGCUGUUUCUCAGCAGAUUCAGAAUAUCCAGAUUGGUCUGAAGAACGGUGGAGACGAAAGCAAGUCCCAGAUCGAACUUGUUGGCAGACGCCUUGCUGUGAAUGCCAAUACUGGAAUCUUCAUUACAAUGAACCCUGGCUAUGCUGGUCGUUCAAACUUGCCGGACAACUUGAAGAAGUUGUUCCGCAGCGUUGCUAUGUCCAAGCCAGAUAAGGAACUUAUUGCCGAAGUCAUGCUCUUCUCCCAAGGUUUCAAGCAAGCCAAGCCUUUGUCCAAGCAGACCGUUCCCUUCUUCGACCACUGUGCCUCGCGCCUCACUAAGCAAGCCCACUACGACUUUGGUCUCCGUGCAUUGAAGAGUGUGCUUGUUUCCUCUGGUGGCCUCAAGCGCACUCGUCUUGCGACUGCCGCAGGAGAGUUAGGGCCCGAUGAUGUGAUCGAGCCUCAAAUCAUCGUCCAAAGUCUGCGUGAAACCAUCGCCCCCAAGCUGGUCCAGGAGGAUGUUGAAACAAUGUUGGAAAUCCAGGUGCAAGACUUCCCUGGCGUGGAUUACGUGCCUGCCAACUUUGAGAAACUCACCCAGGCCAUUCGUGAUAUUGCGCACGAGCAGCAUUUCGUUGACAGCGAUAUGUGGAUCACCAAGGCCCUGCAGCUCUACCAGAUCCAAAGCAUUCACCACGGUGUUAUGAUGGUCGGAAAGUCUGGAUCUGGUAAAUCAGCGGCCUGGAAGAUUCUCCUCCAAGCGAUGCAACGCAUUGAAGGCGUCGAAGGUGUUUCUCACAUCAUUGAUUCCAAGGUCAUGUCCAAGGAGGCCCUUUAUGGUAACCUCGACAGCACCACCCGUGAAUGGACAGACGGUCUCUUCACUGGUAUCCUGAGAAAGAUCGUGGAUAACCUUCGUGGUGAGGACAGCAAGCGUCAUUGGAUCGUUUUCGACGGUGACGUUGACCCUGAAUGGGUUGAGAACUUGAACAGUGUUCUUGAUGACAACAAAUUACUUACUCUGCCCAACGGAGAACGUCUCAACUUGCCUUCGAAUGUUCGCAUUAUGUUUGAAGUUGAGAGUCUGAAGUAUGCCACUCUGGCCACCGUCAGUCGUUGCGGUAUGGUUUGGUUCAACGAGGAUACUGUCACUCCUACCAUGAUGAUCACCAAUUAUGUUGAGAGUCUCAGAACCAAGACCUUCGAGGAUCUAGAUGAAGACAGUGCUCCUGCUGGAACAGCCGCUGUCCGCACUCAAGACGCCCAAGACACAGUUGCAACCAUCCUCAAGCAGUUCUUGGAGGCCGACGAUCUUGUCCUCAAGGCCCUCGAGGAAGCCAAAAAGUACAACCAUAUCAUGGAGUUCACUGACAUCCGUGCCCUUAACACUCUCUUCAGCUUGUUGAACAAGGCCUGCCGCAACGUUCUAGAGUACAAUGUCCAGCACGUCGACUUCCCUCUGGACCCCGAGCAAAUCGAGUCGUACAUCUCCAAGAAGCUUCUCUUGACACUGGUCUGGUCAUUGACAGGUGAUUGUCCUCUCGGCGAUCGCAAGGCUUUCGGCCAAUAUGUGUCUGGAAUGUCUACAAUUGACCUGCCGCCAGACGGCGAGUCAUCUCUCAUUGACUAUGAUGUUACUCUUCCCAAGUCCGACUGGUCCAGCUGGCAGUCGCAGGUACCGUCGAUUGACAUCAACACGCAUUCCGUCACCCAAACCGACGUGAUUAUCCCUACCGUGGAUACAAUCCGUCACGAGGAUGUAUUGUACUCCUGGCUUGCCGAACACAAGCCCUUGCUGCUCUGUGGUCCUCCUGGGUCUGGUAAAACCAUGACAUUGUUCGCCGCGCUCAGGAAAUUGCCCAACAUGGAAGUCGUUGGCCUGAACUUCUCGAGCGCCACUACACCGGACCUUUUGAUCAAGACCUUCGAGCAAUACUGCGAGUACAAGAAGACUCUCAACGGUGUGGUGAUGUCUCCUAACCAGAUCGGCCGCUGGCUCGUCAUAUUCUGUGACGAGAUUAACCUUCCCGCCCCCGAUCGCUACGGCACACAGCGCGCCAUUUCUUUCCUGCGUCAGCUUGUUGAGCAGAAUGGCUUCUGGAGAUCUUCCGACAAGAGUUGGGUCAGCCUAGAGCGCAUUCAAUUCGUUGGUGCUUGUAACCCUCCGACGGAUGCUGGUCGUACGCCCAUGGCCGAAAGAUUCCUGCGUCACGCACCACUCAUCAUGGUCGACUACCCUGGCGAGAUCUCUCUUAACCAGAUCUAUGGUACCUUCAACUCGGCUGUGCUUAAAAUACUUCCCUUACUGCGUGGAUACUCCGAGGCACUUACCAAGGCCAUGGUUCAAUUCUACCUCGAAUCCCAGACCCGAUUCACACCCCAGAUCCAACCUCACUAUGUGUACUCGCCCCGUGAGCUUACCCGAUGGGUUCGUGGUAUUUAUGAGGCAAUCAAACCGUUGGAGAGCUUGUCUAUUGAGGGUCUGGUCCGUAUCUGGGCGCACGAAGCUUUGCGCUUAUUCCAGGACAGACUGGUGGCCGAGGAUGAGAGAGCUUGGACGGCAGAUGCUGUUCGUCGCAUCGCCUUGGAGCACUUCCCUACGAUUGAUGAUCAAGAAGCACUCAAGGGCCCCAUCCUGUUCUCCAACUGGCUGUCCAAGAACUACGUGCCAGUCGAACAGGAGAAACUGCGUGACUUUGUCAAGGCACGUCUGAAGACUUUCUGUGAGGAAGAGGUGGAUGUUCCGCUUGUGCUGUUCAACGAUGUGCUUGAACAUGCGCUCCGCAUCGACCGAGUCUUCCGCCAACCUCAGGGCCAUUUGAUCUUGAUCGGUGUGAGCGGCAGUGGAAAGACGACACUAUCUCGCUUCGUCGCCUGGAUGAAUGGCCUGAAGGUGUUCCAAAUCAAGGUCCACGGAAAAUACUCUUCCGAGGACUUUGAUGAUGACUUAAGAAGUGUCCUUCGCCGGGCAGGGUGCAAGGGCGAGAAGAUUUGUUUCAUCAUGGACGAAUCAAACGUUCUCGACUCUGGUUUCCUUGAACGCAUGAACACCCUGCUUGCCAACGCCGAGGUACCCGGUCUGUUUGAAGGUGAUGAAUUCUCUUCCCUGAUGACCGCCUGUAAAGAAGGUGCCCAGCGCCAAGGUCUGCUGCUCGACUCGCAGGAGGAGCUAUACAAAUGGUUCACUCAGCAAAUUGUCAAGAACUUGCACGUUGUGUUCACCAUGAACCCACCGGAGGAGGGUCUAUCUUCGAAGGCCGCCACUAGUCCCGCCUUGUUCAACCGUUGCGUGCUAAACUGGAUGGGAGACUGGUCUGAUCAAGCCUUGUUCCAGGUCGGCUCCGAGCUCACACAGUCGGUUGAUCUGGAUAAGCCCAAUUUUGUCGCGCUCGACAGCAUCCCUGUAGCAUACAGAGAAUUGUCACUCCCGGCCACACACAGAGACGCUGUCAUCAACUCUAUGGUGUAUAUCCACCACUCCUUGCACAGGUUCAAUGGACGUCUACAGAAGCAGCAAGGUCGGGCGACUUUCCUCACUCCUCGCCAUUACCUCGAUUUCGUUGCACAGUACGUGAACCUGUUCAACGAAAAGCGUGAAGACCUAGAGGAGCAACAGCGCCAUCUGAACGUUGGUCUUGAGAAGCUUCGUGACACCGUCGACAAGGUCAGCGACCUUCGGGUCAGUCUGGCCCAGAAGAAGACACAAUUGGAGAAGAAGGACACAGAAGCGAACGAGAAACUGCAGCGUAUGGUCGCUGAUCAACAGGAAGCGGAACAGCGGAAGCAGGCCUCAUUGGAGGUGCAGGAAGCACUAGAGAUACAAGAAAAGGAAGUGGCAACCCGGAAGGAAGUUGUAUUGAACGACUUGGCUCAGGCUGAACCCGCCGUCUUGGAAGCCCAGCAGAGUGUCAGCAACAUCAAGCGUCAACAGCUCACUGAAGUUCGAGGUAUGGCUUCACCUCCGGGUGGUGUCCGGCUUUCCCUGGAAGCCGUUUGUGUUCUCCUUGGACACAGAGUCGACAGCUGGAAGGCCAUCCAAGGUAUUGUUCGCCGUGAUGAUUUCAUUGCCAGCAUCGUGAACUACGAUAGUAAGGUUUCAAUGACGCGCAACCUUCGCAUCAAGAUGCAAAAUGAGUUCUUCUCCAAGGAGGACUUCACGUACGAGCGAGUCAACCGCGCCAGUAAGGCUUGUGGUCCCCUGGUUCAAUGGGUCACAGCCCAGGUCGCCUACUCUGAAAUCCUUGAUCGCGUUGGUCCUCUUCGUGCAGAGGUCGAUCAGCUCGAGGACCAGGCUAUGCAAACCAAGGCCGAAGCCCAGGCUAUCGUCAACACCAUCAACAGCCUCGAAUCCAGCAUUGCCACCUACAAGGCCGAGUAUGCAGCUCUCAUUAGUGAAACCCAGGCGAUCAAGACCGAGAUGUCCCGGGUCCAGUUCAAGGUCGACCGCAGUGUUCGUCUGUUGGACAGUUUGGCCUCCGAGCGUGAGCGUUGGGAGGAUGGCAGCAAGUCAUUCGAAACCCAAAUCAACACUCUUGUUGGCGAUGUCCUCAUUGCUGCUGCGUUCCUUGCAUACGCUGGUCUCUAUGAUCAGCAGUUCCGUCGGGCAAUGAUUGACGACUGGGUUCACCAACUGGCGGCCUCUGGCAUUGCCUUCAAACCUCACAACCCUAUCACGGAAUAUCUGUCCAACGCAGAUGAGCGCCUGACUUGGCAAGACCACUCUCUCCCCGUUGAUGACCUCUGCACGGAGAAUGCUAUCAUCCUGAAGAAGUUCAACAGAUAUCCUCUGAUUGUUGACCCAUCGGGCCGCAUCACAGAAUUCCUGCAAAAGGAGAGCAAAGACCGCAAGCUUACCGUCACGAGUUUCUUGGACGAUUCCUUUGUCAAGCAACUGGAGAGCGCCUUGCGUUUCGGAAACCCCAUUCUCAUCCAGGAUGCCGAGCACCUGGACCCGAUUCUCAACCACGUUCUCAACAAGGAAUACCAAAAGACCGGCGGUCGUGUUUUGAUUCAGUUGGGCAGACAGGAAAUCGAUUUCUCGCCUUCCUUCAAGCUGUUCCUUUCGACGCGUGAUCCUUCGGCCUCGUUCCCGCCUGAUAUCUGCAGUCGUACCACAUUUGUCAACUUUACAGUCACCCAGAGCAGCUUGCAGACACAAUCACUGAAUGAUGUUCUGAAGUUCGAGCGACCUGAUGUCGAUGAACGACGUAACAACCUUGUCAAGAUGCAAGGAGAGUUCAAGGUCCACCUUCGACAACUCGAGAAGCGCCUCUUGCAAGCUCUCAACGAGUCUCGUGGAAACAUUCUUGAUGACGACAAUGUCAUCGAGACUCUCGAGACUCUCAAGAAGGAGGCUGCCGAUAUCUCCAAGAAGAUGACCGAGACCGAAGGUGUCAUGUCUGAGGUGGAUAGUGUCACGCAGAAGUACAGCAUCAUUGCUCGCUCAUGCAGUGCUGUCUUUGCCGUUCUGGAGCAGCUUCACCACAUCAACCACUUCUACCAAUUCUCACUGCAAUACUUCGUGGACAUUUUCAACUCUGUUCUCUACCAGAACAAGCGACUUGCACAGGAAAAGGAUCAUUCUACCCGCGUUCAGAUCAUUAUCAAGGAUCUGUUCAUCAUGGCUUACCAGCGAACCUCGCUAGGUCUCGUUCAGAAGGACCGGAUCACUCUCGCCAUCCUGCUUGCUCAAGCUACUCCAUUCAUUAUGGACAGGACCAUCCUCGACCGUGUUCUGGACGAGUCAGUCGAAGGCGUGGAUCUUUCAACCUCCGUUGAUGCCCGCAACCAUGUGCUUGCCAAGUUGUCCAACAUGUCUCUCUUCAAAGAGCAGCUUGCCAAUGUUACCCAAGAGCAAUGGGACCGCUUCUUCACCGAGGAACUUGCCGAGAACGCCGUCCCAGUCAUGUGGGAUGAGAACACCUCGCAACUCGACCAGCUCCUCCGCUCCCUGCUCCUUGUCAAACUUUGCCGCAUGGACAGAUUCGUCCCAACAGCCGAGCGUUUCAUUGAAGCCGUAUUCGGCCGUGAGCUCUUCGAAGGCAGCAGCGACCUGAAGGAUGUAGUCGACCAAGUCACCGCAACCAGACCAAUUGCCCUCAGCUCCAGUCCCGGCUUCGACGCCAGUUACAAGGUCGACGCCCUAGUCGAGCGCACCCACGCCACAUGCGCCAACAUUGCCAUGGGCUCCAACGAGGGUCUUGAAAGCGCCGACAAGGCCAUCAGCAACGCAGCCGCCGCCGGUAACUGGGUCCUAGUCAAGAACGUCCAUCUGGCGCCUUCUUGGCUGCAGAGUCUCGAAAAGAGACUCGACUCCCUCAAGCCCCACAAGGAAUUCCGCCUAUUCCUGUCCAUGGAGUCCAGCCCUAAGAUUCCAGUCAACUUGAUCCGUGCCUCGCGCGUGCUUAUGUACGAACAGCCCGCCGGAGUCCGCGCCAACAUGAAGGAUUCACUCUCCUCUCUCAACGUGAGAGCCAGCAAGGCACCCGUCGAAAAGGCUCGCGUCUACCUCCUCCUCUGCUUCCUGCACGCCGUAGUCCAAGAGAGACUCCGCUACGCUCCCAGCCUCGGCUGGAAGGGCUUCUGGGAGUUCAAUGACAGCGACUACGAAUGUUCCGCCUACAUAAUCGACCACUGGGUUGACACAGUCGCCCAAGGUCGGUCAAACGUAGCACCACAAAAGAUCCCCUGGGAAAUGAUCCGCACGCUUAUAACCGAGAUGUACGGCGGCAAGAUUGACGACGCAGGCGACUACCAGCAACUCGAGAACCUGGUCACUAGCUUCCUCACGCCUGCGGCCUUCGAGGACGAGUACAAGCUCGUUUCGGGCGUUGAGAACGAUGAUCUGCUCACUCUCCCGAGUACGACUAGCAUGCGUGACUUCAUUGCCUGGGUUAACGGCUUACCUGAGCGUGAACCGCCUACUUAUUUGGGCCUUCCUGCUAAUGCGGAGAAACUGUUGCUUGUUGGCCAUGGGCGGAAGAUGAUUUCUGAUCUUUCGCGUGUUACUACCCUUCUAGAUGAGGGGGAGCAGUUGAUGGUUGAUAAUUAA